Messenger RNA from Polypterus senegalus (gray bichir), 3961 nucleotides. It is a transcript of the gene bcl2l13, whose product is annotated as BCL2 like 13. The transcript has 7 exons. The record is from RefSeq and is a predicted model, not a curated record. Gene Ontology annotation, cellular component: mitochondrion. Bases 184 to 1689 code for a protein of 501 amino acids. Gene Ontology annotation, biological process: apoptotic process; regulation of apoptotic process. NCBI's taxonomy places the organism in Eukaryota, Metazoa, Chordata, Cladistia, Polypteriformes, Polypteridae.
GUAUGUGUAUGUGUGUGCGUCUGAGCGAGCGAGAGAGAGAGAGAGAGAGGCUGUUUUAUGAUGGCUGCUGAGCCGCUAAAUUAGGAACGAGAAACUGUGGGAGAGAGAGAUCGCGGAGUUUCUGAGUCCCUGCGCCGUGUGGACAGCCACAUUAAAGGAAAGCCCAGUUGCCUGAAACUCUGAAUGAAAAUAUUAUCAACAAUGGCUACAGUUGGCGUGCCAGAGGGUUUUCAUUUUGAAACUAAAUAUGUGAUACUCAGCUACUUGGGCCUAUUGUCAAUUGAUAGGCAACAGGAGCAACAGACUACAUCUGUAGAAGGUGUUCAAAUAGAGAAAGAAAUUGCCACUAAAGUGAAAGCAGAUGUUGAGGAGGAGCUGAAACUUCUUGAAGAAGAAAUUUCAAAAGCUUUUACAAGCACAGGCUUUGACUGCCACACAUCUCCAGUGUUUAACCCUGCCAACCCAGAGAGCUCCAUUGAGGACUGCCUAGCUCACCUUGGUGGAAAGGUCUGUCAGGAGAUGUCAGUACACCUACAUGCUGCUAAGCAGACCCUUCUCAGUUUGCCUUUGGAUUAUGCAAAGUUUAAAGAAACUGUUCAGGGGCUAUCUUCUCAUUCUCAGGGCUGGAAUAAGGUCUUGGUGCCUCUUGUGUUGCUCCAAGAACUGCUUAAAGAGUUAACAAGACAAGGAGAGCAGCCUCUUAAUGUUUUGCUUCAGUAUGGGGUUCAGUAUGUGGAGGAUUCGGCAGCUGAUUUCAUUAUACAACAAGGUGGAUGGGGAACAGUUUUCAGCCUGGAGGAAGACGAGGACCAAGGUGCCAUUGCAGAAGACAGCAACGACAUUUAUAUUCUUACUAGUGAUAACUCUGGUCAGGUGAGCCCUCCUGAGUCUCUCACAGUGACAACUUCCUGGCAGUCGGAGAGCCUGCCAGUGUCUUUGUCAGCGAGUCAGAGCUGGCACACUGAGACACUCCCAGUCUCCCUUGGACCUGAGUCGUGGGCACAGGUUGGAAUGGAUCCAGAAGAUGUCAAAAGCCUGGACAGUGGAGGUGCAGAAGAAAGAAGUGAGAAUAAUUCCUCAAACUCUGAUAUAGUUCACGUGGACAAAGAAGAAAUUGCCGAAGAAGAAAGUGCUGUGUCAGUGGCUGAAGUGCUAGAGGUCCAUGAAGCCAUUCUAAAGAGUGAAGUGGAGACACAGGAACUGUCCUCCUUAGAGCUGGUUAAAGAGGCCAUUCUAUCACAAGCAGAAGUAGUGCCUGCAGUCCCAGCUAUAGUGGAGGAAUCUGCAAGUGAAAUUCUACUACCUCCCUCCACACAAGAAAUACCCGUGAUAGAAAAACUGGCUGAAAAGCCACCAGUGAAAACUGAGGAACCUCCCAAGCCAGCAGCAGUUGUUAGGCCAGUAAGUGAGCCUGAUAAGCCUGUGCUGAAACCCAAAACUGAGGAACCUCUAGUGGAAAAGGCACCAGAUGUGGUCUUGACACAGACUGAGAAAAUUUUGAAAACGUCCCUUAAAGAAUCAGGAAAAGAGACCCCGAUUCCCCCAGAAGACCCCGUAAAAAUCAUUGAAUCCCCUGUAGGGGAGAAGCCUGCCCAGGCACCAAAGGACAUGACGAUACUAUAUGGUGGAGCAGCCAUAGCUGCUCUGGCAGUAGCUGUGGUUGUCAUGCUGGUCUUACGGAAAAAGUAACUGUGGAUAGUGCACCACUGCUGGGCUCGAUUGUGAGAGGAUUGCAACUCCCACCAUGCAUUGACUGCCUUUGUUUUCUUUGUUCUUCUUCAUUCAUACUCCUAGAAAGUAAUUGUAGCUGUUGGCUAAACUGGAUUUAAAGGGGUUUAUUUUAGUCUUCUACGUCCAACUCUUCUCUUUACAGUGUCAUUCUUUCUGGUGAGGCUUUUUCCUUUCAGAUUCUGCUUUACAGACAUCAUGCCAAAGUAAAUGGAAUUGAUGGCUUUGCACGGGCGCUUUCAUAAAAUGAAUUGCUUUUUUGAGUAAUGCCUUGUUGGUGGUCGCACUGUACAUAGGGUGUAAAACAUUGAAACGGGUUAAAACGAAUUAUAACUCUAAGGAAUAAUGUGCUGCUGGGGAUAGGAGAAGGACUUUAUAUGGGAUUCGGUGAUCAUAUUUGCACUUGUUAUGUCACAUGACCGCACGGUCUGUGGUAUUUAGCUGGCGGGGUUAUCUACUUGAAGGCAGCUUUCCAUUUACUCAGCUCAUCAUAAAAACACAGCAAGGGUGCAUAUUUCCCUUUUAUCAUUAAUAAUUCUUCCAAUUUAAUUAAUGCUUAAUACUUUUUCAGUUGUGAAUCAUAGCAAUUUAUUUUUUUUUUUGCCAUCAGUAAGGAAAAGGUGGAAUGUCAGAGAUGAACAUGUGGCAUCCCAAGUUAAGGUUAGACCUUGGAUUUUGCUGUUUGUUCAAAAGCGGGCAGCAGAGAAGGCUGUUGUUACAGUAGAAGAAUGUGGAUGUGAUGGCUUCAUACACCAGACAGCACUUCGGUCAAUUAUGGCCUGACUAGGGCGAUGGCAAUCGAGCGGCUUCUGAUUAUGUUUAAAAUGCAACACAAUUUACUACUUAGCAGUGGGUACGAGCAAAUUAGGCUGCUGGUCUCCAUUUUAGGCUACAAGCCUGGCACGGCCCACUCCUAAAACCAUGUGAUGGCCUGGUACACAGAGUGACCAUGGACUUUCAUUUAGUUGUGAUAAUUAUUACUUCUGCAUUACUUUGAGUAUUCAAACACCAGGGACAUUUUUAGACGGUAGCUCUUGCUCGGUCAGGCGUAUUCUGCAAUUGCAGACUAAAGUGUGCGUACGUCUCCAGCCAUGAAACCCGUGACAUUUUUAUUUUACCAGUUAGUAAAGCUCACCUUUCCUGCGGUUAUAGUUCUGUAAGUUACGACCGUGAGAAAACUGAAAAAUAAAAGGAUUAAGGUGAUGAAAUGUCCCAGGCAGGUCAUUUCCUUCCCUUUCGGCCUCUUUUUAUUUAUUUAUUCAUUUUUUAUUUCUUCUAAUGUAACCAGAAGGGAGAAUGCAGUGAGAGGCUCUGUGGUAAGUAGCUGCCAUAUUGGCUGUCAGACUAGCCUUUAGUGUGGCAGCAGAGUAGGCACACCCUGAGGCCUGAAUUCGAUCCCCUCUACUACAAUCUCAGGGAAGAUAGCAGUAGUGAGGGCAGAGACAACGGAAGCUUCUGAAGUUAUUCAAACACAGUUUAGGGGCUUCUUUGAGCUUAAACGCCAAAAGCAGUUGUAAGGUGUAAGAAAUUCUGGAACUCGUCUACUGUCAUUUGCUGGUUUCCUCCUUGAGCUUCUGAAGAUGGAGUGUAAUGGCAGGCUGUAUACUUUUCGCAGUUCGCUGCCACAUUUCAGUUGCGAAAGGUUUUCAUUUUCCAAGGUUUUCUCCUUGUGUGUUUUCUUUUUGUACGUCAGCCUGGUCUGUGCUGUGCUGAACUUCUCGCAGGUCUCAUUAGACUGGCAAGCUGAAUGAACCUACAGUGUAUAAAUUCACUUUUACAGUAAAAUGUUUUUAGAUGUCACUACCAAUUUGGGAUAUUGCACAUAAAAUCUCUGCGUUUGUGAGCAACUGAGUCACUUUUGCAGUUCAAGAACACACAGAAUUAAAGUGCCCUUGUGGCACCACGUAGGGAAAUGAAGAGUCAGAUGAGCGCGCCAUUGUCUUGUGCUCAGCUGCUCCUCUGCCAUGAUGAGGCUGCAGGUUCCACUCGCUGGCUGCGCUUGUGAUCAAAUAGUAAGUUCCACAGUAUAUUUUAGUGAUCGGAGCGCUGGUUAAUUUUAUUUAACGUGUAAUCGAGAGUUCCUUGGAGGACCUAGUCAAGGGGAAUAGAAGACCAUUUGGCUUUGUUCACUUUCUAUUUAUGUUUUGAGUACCCAAGUGAAAGUCUAUCAGUUUUACCACUCUGUGUAAUUUAUACAACUGAUCCUGAAAUAAAGCAACUUCAGACACCUGCA